AUGUUCGGCGAGGGGUUUUCAAUAUCCGGGCUUGCGAUACCCGCAGUCAGUGUGCUGAUCGCCUUUCUCGCCUACACAUCGCAGUACCUCUUCCUGCAUUUUGAGUCUGCGCCUCUCACCAAGGACGAGGCUUGGAAGAUCAACAUCUUCGCACUAUGCAUCUGGAUAACAUAUUACCGAACCUGCUUCGUAGAUCCGGGCAGACUUCCCAAAGCCGAAGAGCGACCGAAACCCGAAGAAAGUGACGCGUUCACCGGUCGCCAGCGAUGGUGUCGUAGAUGCGAGGCUUACAAACCGCCUCGGGCUCACCACUGCAAGACUUGCAAAAGAUGCAUUCCUAAGAUGGAUCAUCAUUGCCCCUGGACGUCGAACUGUGUCUCACAUUUUACCAUCCCACAUUUCAUGCGCUUUUUGUUUUAUGCCACCGUUGGAAUGUCCUAUCUUGAGACUCUUCUCUGGCAGCGGGCUUCGUUUGUAUGGAAGAACAGCCAUCUGCCAAGCUAUCUGGGCCCUGCAUUAGGACAGCUUAUCCACUUAUUUAUACUCCUUGUGGUAAAUAGUCUCACCACGUUCGCUCUUUUUAUCUUACUGCUUAGGAGUCUAUGGGCGCUCGGAUCUAACACAACCACCAUCGAAACCUGGGAAAUCGAGAGACAUGCUACCCUUGUCCGUCGCGCCCGUGUGCUGGGCGGAUAUCUAGAAGGUCCUGGGGGAAUUCGAGUGUAUAUCAAGAAACAGGAAUACCCUUACGAUAUAGGCAUCUGGGCCAAUAUCAAGCAAGGUAUGGGCGGUAGCGCGAAUUUCAUAAGCUGGUUCUGGCCAUUAGCCGCGGGUCCUGACCCUCAAUCUGGGUGGGAGUUUGAAACAAAUGGCUUCGAAGACCCCGGUGUGGCAUGGCCACCCCCAGAUCCAGAUAGAAUACCGAUGCCGGCAAGGCCGCCAAAUGCUAUUAGCAUGCCUACAUAUGCAACGAUCCAAGAUGAGAUUGAUGCCUUCAAUCUUCGUAAGCGGGAAGACAUGAGGCGACUUCGGCGAAAUGCAGGGCUGCAGCGUCGCAAACCAUUUCGUGAUCGGUAUAAGAAAGAUGACGAUUACACACCAAGUGAGAGCGAUGAGGGCGAAUUUGGCUUUGAUAACGAAUCGGACGAGGGCGAAGAGUCUUGGCGAAAUGCCGAAGGGGAACGACUACAGGACUUUGGAGUGGAUGAAGAAGCAGAGUUCUAUGACGAGGAAGAUAUCCCUCUAGGUGUUCUCAUUCAACGACGCAGGGAGCAACAAUCUGCCAAUUGA
Molecule: messenger RNA, 1290 nt
Organism: Penicillium paradoxum
Lineage: Eukaryota; Fungi; Ascomycota; Eurotiomycetes; Eurotiales; Aspergillaceae
Gene: pfa4
Product: putative palmitoyltransferase with autoacylation activity Pfa4
Exons: 5
Coding region: 1-1290 (429 amino acids)
Biological process (GO): peptidyl-L-cysteine S-palmitoylation; protein targeting to membrane
Cellular component (GO): Golgi apparatus; endoplasmic reticulum; endoplasmic reticulum membrane
Molecular function (GO): protein-cysteine S-palmitoyltransferase activity
Source: RefSeq, a predicted model, not a curated record